AACUUUUACAAUUACCUUUUCUAAGUUUUCCACUCCCCCGACACACUCAAGCCAACUAAAGCUACGUGCAGUUAGACAUGUAUCUGCUCUCGCGCUGUGGAUAAAAAGGAGCACGGAGUGGUUUAACGGUUACAAAGGCGUGACUGAAUAUGGCUAAUGUUUAUGUGUGCGUGCUUCUGUGCGCCGCUGUGCUCGUGCCCGCGGUUCGAUGUCAGUAUGAGCACUACAGUGCGGAGAAUUUCCCGCAAGCGGAUCUGAUGCCGCUGGACUCGGCGUACGGUUUCGCGCUGGAGCGGUACGGCGCGCGGGAGUGGGUGGAGAGCGCGCGGUACUUGGAACUUAGCCUGCGCCUCCAUCGAUUACUGAAGGAGAGCGAGGCGCACUGUAGCCGCGCGUGCACCCGGGACAACCUGCACGACACCGACAUGGAUACAAGCCUGCAAAUCUUCAGACACAUCCUCACGCAUGCGGCGUGCGUGAAAAAGUGUAAAUCGGAAAUGCCUGUAUUUUCUAAACAAUACCCGAACCCCGAAACUCUGGAGGCCUUUAGCACGAGGACGCCGUACCGGUAUUUACAAUUCGCUUAUUAUCAGAUGAAUAAUCUGGAGAAAGCUAUAUCAGCAGCACACACUUAUCUCCAGCGUAACCCAGGGGACCCGCUAAUCUCCAAGAACAUGAACUUUUACAAAAGUCUGUUUGAUAUUGAAGAGUAUUUAAUGGACCAGGAGGAGAAAAAACAUGAGACACUCUUCCUGAAGGCAGUGCUGCUAUAUAAUGCAGGGGACUUCAGCAGGUCGGUGAGCAUGAUGGAGGAAGUGUGUGUGGAGUAUUUACGUGUAUAUGAUGAGUGUGUUUCAGCAUGUGAGGGAUCAUAUGAGGUGCAGGAGGUCAAAGACUUUUACCAUACACUCGCAGGGUUCUUUAUGGAGGUGAUGAGGUGUAAGAUGAGGUGUGAAGAGAAUUUAACUCCCAAUGUUGGUGGAUUUUUUGUGGAAAAAUUUGUUGCCACCAUUUACCACUACAUGCAGUUUGCAUAUUAUAAAUUGAAUGAUGUCAUUAAGGCUGCUCCGUGUGCACUUAGUUAUCUGCUCUUUGAUCCUGAUGAUCAGGUGAUGCAGCAAAAUGUUGCAUAUUACAAAUUUCACAGAAACCAGUGGAGUCUGAGUGAGGAGGAGUUUAAACCCCGCCCUGAAGCUCUUCGUUACUUUAAUCAGACAAUGAAGCAAAAAGAAUUGUUGAAAUUUGCACGCAACUAUUUACAAACAGAUGACGAGGAUGUUGUGAGUCCAGAGGAAUCUCCUGCUCUUUCUUCUCCUGAUGAAGAGUUUGAUGGAGUUGGUGAUUAUGAAGAGUCGUUCCUUGCUGAGUGGUGGCAGGAACCCAAAACUAAAGGAGACACUGGAGAAGCAGAAUGAAACACGCAUACAAUGGACUACAUCAGUUGUGUGUGUGUGCACGUGUAAUGAUGAACUACACUGACUGCUGAAGGCAGGAAGUAUUCCUUCUUCUCCUGUGAAAACACACAUACGCACACACACAUGGCUGAAGAUCUGUUAGGACUGGCAGAGAGCAAUUGGUGACCCGUUGAUGAUUUUGUUGUUAUUGUUAUUUAACUCUGCUGCAGGAUUAUUGUGAUACAUAAAUAAAUAACACAUAAAUAGGU
Messenger RNA from Ictalurus punctatus (channel catfish), 1663 nucleotides. RefSeq names its product prolyl 3-hydroxylase family member 4 (inactive) (gene p3h4). Gene Ontology annotation, cellular component: endoplasmic reticulum. Gene Ontology annotation, molecular function: collagen binding; protein binding. The transcript is spliced from 7 exons. The record is from RefSeq and is a predicted model, not a curated record. Gene Ontology annotation, biological process: peptidyl-lysine hydroxylation; collagen fibril organization. Lineage: Eukaryota; Metazoa; Chordata; Actinopteri; Siluriformes; Ictaluridae. The coding region runs from base 150 to 1415 and encodes 421 amino acids.